Messenger RNA from Colletotrichum destructivum, 834 nucleotides. RefSeq lists its product as uncharacterized. Lineage: Eukaryota; Fungi; Ascomycota; Sordariomycetes; Glomerellales; Glomerellaceae. The transcript has a single exon. Bases 1 to 834 code for a protein of 277 amino acids. The record is from RefSeq and is a predicted model, not a curated record.
AUGAAUUUUCUCUCCAAAGCCGUCCUGGGACCUUGGGUCAGGUUUGAAGACGAAGCAACAUGGCGGUACUGCGCCAACGAGAUGCUCUCCUACAUUUCGUUGUACGCGACAUCAGGAACCUCACCCAUCAUGGGCUCCAUGAGUGAAGGGUCUUCUCUUUUCAACCCGGUCCUCGGAAGGGCGCUGGGCAUCUGCGCGGCUCAUGGAACCCUCGUCGGGACUCAGGGACGUGUUUUCAACCAGCUGAUCGACCAAGAACUCGAGGACCUCGUGACCGCCUCGCAGUCCGCUCCAGUCCACGAUGGCAGGUGGGAACGACGUUACUUUGAAGCCGCCAUAAUGGAAACAACUGCCAGGAUGCAAGCUCUCACCAUGUAUCAAAUCAUUCGACUUUUCAGCGAUAAAGCUCGGGAUCUCCAAAAGGCCGCGGCACACGAAGCGCUCUUUGCCUCAUGGACCAGGGAGCUCCAACUUCAAGUUCAGAUACUCCAACAUAGCGCGCCAUCACGCGGAAGCGCAGCCGUGAUAGGGCCAGCCGUUGACGCGGCUGAUCCAAAGGUCAUUGAUGCCGCCUAUCGCGCCAUUCUUGUAUCAUACGCAGUGCGCGCCGUUCACUCGGUUCUCAACGACAAGACAUGCGCCGUAUGGGACGACCUUUUCACGAUCGUCAUGCCUGCCAGCUUGUCUGGACAGGCAAGAUUGUUGUACCCGGAGUACGUGAUCCAGUGGGAAAUGAAAUCAACUCCGACGCUUUAUGAGGACGAUAGAAGGCUUAGCAAUAUGGUUGUGGCUGCAUGUAAAGGCGUGGAUGUUGUGCAACAGGCGAAUUCAUAA